AUGUGCUGCAAUUGCUGCUGGCUGGCCCUGCUGGCUGGCUGUGCCCUGCGCUGUCCUGCUGCGUCCUGCUGCAACCUUUACGCUUUAUUGGGUAACGACGUCUCCGGUGACGAGGAGGAGUUCGUUGCACCAAAGGAGAUUGUUGCUCCACAAAAGUCCACCAAGAAGAGUGGCGAGCCACCAAAGGCUGACAAGACCAAGGCCAAGGGCGGCAAGCCUAAGGCAUCUGGCAACGAGGCCGGCGUCAGAUUCAACAACAAGAACAGAGACAGCGAGGGCCCAGCCACCACCCAGAGAAAGACCGGCAAGGACAAGAAGUUUGACAGACACUCCAGAACCGGCAGAGAGGAGACCGCCAAGGCCGAGCACAACAGAUUGGGCGACGAGGCCGAGGCCCAGAUCGAGGGCGAGGAGGACGCCGAGGCUGAGAUCCAAGAGGCCGUUGCUGCCGGCGAGGAGAAGCCACAGCUGAGAUCCGCUGCAGACUUCUUCCAGGAGCUCGAGGCCACCGAGUUCUACAAGACCAAGAAGGUUGCUGCCCCUGCCUCCGACGCCAUCAGCGCGGACAAGCUGGUUGUCAAGGUCAGCGAGGACUUCAUCCCUUCCACCGCGGAGAAGAAGCUCAAGCAGAAGGCCAAGAAGGAGAAGAAGUUCCUCGACGUCAACAUCACCGUCACCGACGGCUACGACAAGCCGGAGAGACCAGAGAGAUCCGACUUCCAGAAGGGUCCUGCUGCUUCCCGGAAGCCAAGAGGCGGCAAGAAGUUCGCCGGCAAGCCAAGACCUGCCAAGAAGCCUACCGGCCAGUUCAACGAGCAGAACUUCCCUGCCCUAUGA
Molecule: messenger RNA, 837 nt
Organism: Pichia membranifaciens NRRL Y-2026
Lineage: Eukaryota; Fungi; Ascomycota; Pichiomycetes; Pichiales; Pichiaceae
Exons: 2
Coding region: 1-837 (278 amino acids)
Source: RefSeq, a predicted model, not a curated record